Messenger RNA from Pyricularia grisea, 986 nucleotides. RefSeq lists its product as uncharacterized. The record is from RefSeq and is a predicted model, not a curated record. The coding region runs from base 474 to 788 and encodes 104 amino acids. The transcript has 3 exons. Lineage: Eukaryota; Fungi; Ascomycota; Sordariomycetes; Magnaporthales; Pyriculariaceae.
GUCGUGGAGUGGCUGAUCGUCUGCACGCCGUCAUCCCUGCCCGGCCCAGAGCUUCGUUUCGUUUUCUUUGUUUUCCCCCCUUUUCCCCGCGAUUUCCUUGUUCACGAUGACGCCGUCCCGGGAUUUGUUACACCCCCAAGGGGAAUCCCAUGCAUCCCAUCUUUGUGUAAAAAUAAUUGCAGAACGGCCUCUCACGAGCUGGCCUCCUACUAAAGCACCCUUGCUGGCUACUUUCUACAAGACAUCAUCUUAAACCACCCAUGCUCUUAUUAUCCUUAAAACUCUAUUUCUAAUCCUUGAGCCCAUUUAUUCAUCUUUAAAAGCUCGAUAUCAGUUUCAAAAUCCAACUCCACGACAACUCUAGACCAAUCUUCUCAUCCAAUCAACUCAAGUAAACGAAGACUUGGGACCAGACCCUCUGCAAGCUCAACAAAGGGAAACAGAAAGGGAAAAAAAAGAAAACGAAACAAAUCAUGACCAUGACAGAUCCCACAACUGCCGGUAGCAACGCCACGGCCGAAGGCGGCCAGGGUAGUGCUCCGAUCCAGCAGGCUCCCGGCCUGCAGGAUAUGGCGCCCAAGGACACCGGUGCGGCGUUCAACGACCCCUUCCAUGACAGGCGGCAGAGCGAUGAAUGGGAUGCAUCCAAGGUACCCCCAAGCCGCUUCCAGAAGCGCAAGGGCUCCAUCUACUCGACGCCCGGCUCCCGCGAUGGUCAUGUGGACAGGAACACACAGCACAAGUUUCAUGAGACGCAUGCUGAGAAGGGUUACGGUGAGAAGAAGUAAAGAGAAAGAGGAUGAGAAAACAGGACGUUUAAUGUACCAACAAUUGUUACACUAGACUUGACGUAGUGAUAUCACUCGUCAUCUCUGGGUGCUGGGGAAAUCAGAUUGCCGCAGGCCAUGCGCCUGAUAAGACUUUAGUUAUUUUAAUUUGAACAGAAACUUGAUGAAAGACAAAAGUUCUUUGUUCUUGAAAACAUA